UAGUUAUUUAGCUAUUAUUUUAGUAGUAGUUAUACUUAAACUUGGUUUCCAAUCCACUGAUAAAUAAUAAUAAUAAUAAUACUAUUAAUAUUAUUACUAAUAAAAACAGUUGUCACCCAAACUCAAUAAAUGCAUUGAGUUUUUUUUGAUUGACUUUUUUUUAUUUAAUUUUAUUUUGAGUCCAUUCCUCAUCCAAAUUAUAUUAUGGCAUUAAACCUACCAGUGUUUGGCUAUUGGAAUAUACGUGGAUUGGGACAACCAAUCCGCUUGUUAUUGGCCUACACUGAGACAGAGUAUGAGGACAAGCGUUUUAAUUAUGGUCCGCCACCUGAGGAUAGGGCCGAAUGGUAUGAAAUCAAACCUAAAAUGGGUCUCGACUUUCCCAAUUUGCCCUAUUAUAUUGACGAUGAAGUAAAGUUGACACAAAGUUUGACAAUUAUGCGCUAUCUGUCCAAAAAACACCGAUUGGACGGACACAAUGAACGCGAAAGGAUCCGUAUCGAUAUGAUUGAGAAUCAACUAAAAGAUUAUCGGGCCGACUAUUUGGCCACUACUUUUGACCCCCAUUUUGAGGUGGCCCGAGUCGACUACAUCGACAAAAAGUUGCCGACCGUACUGAAAGAGUUGAGCAGUUUUCUCGGCGAUCAUCCGUACUUUGCCGGCAAAAGUAUCAGUUAUGUCGACUUUAUUGCCUACGAGUUCAUCGAUUUGCACUAUUAUCUCGAACCGGAACUGUUUGCCAAUACACCCAAUCUUAAAGAGUUUUUGUUACGCAUAGAAGAGCUGCCAACCAUUCAUAAGUACCAAUACUCGGAUAAUUAUAUCCGUUGGCCAUCGGGUCUAGUAGUUCGGUGGUAUAAAAGCAAGUACUACAGUACGUUCAACAAAUAUAUCAAAAAUUAAAUGACCAAAAAGUGAUUGAUUGCCGGCAGCGGCAGUGGUGCCGUGUAAUCAACAAAUUCAAUAUCACAUUGUAAUUGAAAGACAAUUUUAUUUUAUUAUUAUUUUUUUGAAUACCCGAUAUACUAUUUUUUAUAUAUGUUAUAUGUAUCUUUCAAUUAUGAUAUUUUAUUUAAUGAAUGCUUAUAUUAUAAUAACAAUUAUUGUUUAAUAAUGAAUUUCACAAAUGAAUAUCAAUUAUCUAUUUUUGAUUUAAUCAAUUGCUCUAUACUAUUACUAUUA
Oppia nitens is the source of this 1182-nucleotide messenger RNA. RefSeq names its product glutathione S-transferase Mu 1-like. Bases 205 to 903 code for a protein of 232 amino acids. The record is from RefSeq and is a predicted model, not a curated record. NCBI's taxonomy places the organism in Eukaryota, Metazoa, Arthropoda, Arachnida, Sarcoptiformes, Oppiidae. Gene Ontology annotation, molecular function: glutathione transferase activity. Gene Ontology annotation, biological process: glutathione metabolic process. The transcript has 3 exons.